AUGGCGGUUGUGUCGCCUCUGGCCAAAUACAAGUUGGUGUUCCUCGGCGAUCAAUCCGUUGGCAAGACCAGUAUCAUCACUCGCUUCAUGUACGACAAGUUCGACUCUACUUACCAGGCUACAAUUGGUAUUGAUUUCCUGUCAAAAACCAUGUAUCUUGAAGAUCGAACAGUACGCUUGCAGCUUUGGGACACUGCCGGACAAGAGAGAUUUAGGAGUCUUAUUCCUAGCUACAUCAGGGAUUCUUCUGUUGCAGUGGUCGUAUAUGACAUCGCUAAUCGGCAAUCUUUUCUGAACACUUCAAGGUGGAUAGAAGAAGUACGGACAGAGAGAGGCAGUGAUGUCAUUAUUGUUCUUGUUGCCAAUAAAACUGAUCUUGUUGAUAAAAGGCAAGUGUCAAUUGAAGAAGGUGAUGGCAAGGCUCGUGAGUUUGGAGUCAUGUUCAUAGAAACCAGUGCAAAAGCAGGAUUUAAUAUUAAGCCCUUAUUCCGAAAGAUUGCUACUGCAUUGCCUGGAAUGGAAAGUCUUUCCUCCACAAAACAGGAAGACAUGGUCGAUGUGAACUUAAAGCCUACGGUAAAUACACCCAGGGCAGAGCAAGAAGGGGGAGGUUGUGCAUGCUAA
Molecule: messenger RNA, 624 nt
Organism: Thlaspi arvense
Lineage: Eukaryota; Viridiplantae; Streptophyta; Magnoliopsida; Brassicales; Brassicaceae
Source: the annotation of a GenBank genome assembly